CGGUAUCCGUUUCAGGAAUUGACGGUGAAACCGGCGCCCUACUUUCGCGAGGAGAGGAAGUAAUGCAUUUCCAAUGGGGGACCUCAUUGCUCGCUCAGUCCAUUAUUUUUACAGUCUAUGAUUAACACCUGUGUGGAGUCAGGCCUGUGUGGAUGUGACUGGAGACGGGGAUGGAGGAAGAGCCUUCUGUAAAGACGAACAAGAAGGGGAUAUUUGUGUCCUUCAACAUAAAAGCUUCUGCUGUUAGCGGAGUAGAUGCAGCUGGAUUGCAUGCUGUUGCUUUUAGCUAUGUGAAAUUGUGUAUUUAAUGGCGUAUUUAAUAGUAACUAAUUGUGUAUUUAAUGGUGACAGCUAACAGCAGGACAGAAAAGUUCUUUCAGUGACUGCUCAAAUGCUAAUAAAUGACCAUCUAAAAAGAGACUAAUUUCUCUUUGUUUUAGAUGCAAAGUUUUGCUUUUUUUAUUGUUAAAAUGAAUAUUUCUGUUUAAAUCAGUGCAGAAAAACACAACCAUUUCCAAAGCUUUGUGUUUUGUGAAGUCAUGCAGAAACUCAAAGCUUUCCAAGAAAACUAUCAGUAAUUUCUUCUGGGUCAGCCAGAAUCUAAAUGCCAAAAAAAUAAAUAAAUCCAACAUAACAAAUGUGUCUAGAUAAGCCUACGAGGCCGCUUCGUUUGAGCAUUGUUGAUGUGACGUCACGGGCCGGCGUGUUCCUGAGUCGCGCGAGUGAUAGUUUUGGUCUGCGCGAGUUGCCGUGGGGAGGGAAGCCGCUGUAGCUGCGGCUUUAGGGAAAGCGUGACUGUUUUGCGUUAAAGAGGGACUGUCACCGACCGGCGGGAUGCGGAGACCGUGACCGGAGGAUGGACAUUAUCGGUACCGUGGAGCCACACGGUGGGUUCUCCUCGCCGAGUCCACGGUGCCCGGGGCUGAGUCUGGACUCCCACAUGGACGCUCAGGGGUAUAAAUGGGUGCGAUGGCGGGUGUGGUCGUGUCGCCUGGCCGCCCUGCUUUCUUUAGGUCUUCUCCUGGUGUUGUUCCGCUGGCGUCCGCGGGUCGCCGUCCUGGCCCGCUGCACUUCCUGCCCCGUGGCUUCAGCAGAUGUACUCCUGAUCAGAGACAGUUGUGGGCAGCAGCACGUGGUGGAGGUGCUCACCGAGGAGGUGGAGGAGGGCAGCUUGGAUUUGUUGGGGAAACUGGACGAGUCAGAAUGCAGAGACACGGUCCAGCUGUACAAAGAGGAGAAAACGCUGCUCCGGUUCUACCUGUUCGAAGGGCUGCGCUACAUCUGGCUGGACAGGAAGGGGGCCUUCUGCCGUGUUAGUGUCCUCAAUGAGGGCUGGACGUACAGAGACCUGCACCGCUUCCAGAAGGGGCUGGAUCCUGUGGAGCAGAGCUCCAGGAGACACAUGUUUGGUAGCAACCUGAUUGACGUACCUGUGAAGUCUUACAUGAAGCUGCUGCUCGAGGAAGUUCUCAACCCUUUCUAUGUGUUUCAAGUGUUCAGCAUCACCCUCUGGAUGAUCGAUGAAUAUUAUUAUUACGCCCUUUGUAUAUUUGUCAUCUCCAUCAUCUCCAUCAGCGUCUCACUUUAUGAAACUCGAAGGCAAAGCAUCACUCUGCGGAACAUGGCCCGGCUGGUGACAAAAGUCACAAUCCGCAGAGACUCUGGAGUGGAGGAAAGCGUGAGUUCGGAGGAGCUGGUCCCUGGAGACUGCCUCAUCAUCCCUCCGGAAGGCCUGCUGAUGCCCUGUGACGCCGCCCUGCUGGUCGGGGAAUGUCUGGUCAACGAGAGCAUGCUCACAGGCGAAAGUGUCCCGGUGCUGAAAACCCCCCUGCCAUCAGGAGACAUGACCUACAGCUCCGACAGCGAGCGCAGACACACCCUCUUCUGUGGUACCCAGCUCAUCCAGGCCAAAGGAGGGGGGCUGGGGGGCAGCGGAGGAGCUGUUGCCGUGGUUACAAACACCGGGUUUUUCACAGCCAAAGGUCACCUGGUCAGCUCCAUCCUUUACCCUCAGCCAAUCGACUUCCGGUUCUAUCGAGAUUCUGCCAAGUUCCUGCUCAUUCUCGGUUUCAUCGCCUCUAUUGGAACCAUUUACAUCUUUGUGGUCCUCUACAGAACCAGAGUCACCUGGCUGCAGCUGAUCGUCAGAAGUCUGGACGUGGUGACCAUCGCCGUCCCCCCCGCUCUGCCUGCCGCCAUCACCACGGGAACCAUCUACGCCCAGAGCAGGUUAAAGAGCCGAGGCAUCUUCUGCAUCAGUCCGCCACGGAUCAACGUCUGCGGCAAGGUCUCGCUCUUCUGCUUCGACAAGACAGGAACCCUGACAGAGGAGGGUCUGGACGUGUGGGGGGUGAUGGAGGCCGGGCCUGCCGGGUUCUCAGACCUGGUUCCGGACCCCGGACUCCUGGCUCCGGGGUCCCUGCAGUCUGGGCUGGCCUGCUGUCACACGGUGACCCUGCUGGAUGGCCAGGCCCUCGGGGACCCCCUGGAGCUGAAGAUGGUGGAGUCUGUUGGCUGGACUCUGCAGGAGCCGGAGGCGGCAGCGGCGGACACUCUGGAUGCACAGUUUGGGGGCUGCAGAGUUUUGGCAGUGAUGAGACCUCCACCUCAGCGGCCUCAGGCUUGGGGGGCUAGCGAGCCGGUGGCCAUCGUUCAGAGGUUUCCGUUCUCCUCGGCCCUGCAGAGGAUGAGCGUGGUGACAGUGGCCCCCGGGGGGCGCUCCGCUCUGGCUUUCAUGAAAGGCUCUCCGGAGAUGGUGGCCAGUCUGUGUCGAGCUGAAACAGUUCCUGCACAGUUUGCUAGCAAACUGCACGGCUUCUCCAGCGAAGGCCUCAGGGUUCUGGCUCUGGCAUGCAAAUCCGUACAAGUGAAUUCUGGCGUGCAGCACAUUGAACGGACUGAAGUAGAACGAGACAUGCAGUUCCUGGGGUUGAUGAUGAUGAAGAACCUGGUGAAGGCCGAGAGCCCAAAGGUCAUCAACACCCUGAGACUGGCACAAAUUCGCAGCGUUAUGGUCACUGGAGACAACGUCUUGACCGCCGUUAACGUGGCCAAAAGCUGCGGGAUGGUGGGCGCUGAUGAGAAGGUGAUUUUUGUCACGGCCAACCCCAACAGCGCCCAGUCUGCCCCCACCCUGAAGUUCAGCCUGGAAGAGCAAGUAGCCGCCGCAGCGCCACACCCCGCCGACGGCUUCAGUCAGAAUCUUUAUCAGGGAGGCUCCACCCAUCACUUCGCCAUCAACGGCAAAUCCUUUGCUGCCCUCUGUGAUUACUUCCCAGAAUAUCUUCCAAAGGUUUUGAUGCAAGCCACUGUUUUCGCACGGAUGGCUCCCGACCAGAAAACGCAGUUGGUGAAGGAGCUGCAGAAGCUAAACUACCGCGUGGGCAUGUGUGGAGACGGAGCCAACGACUGCGGUGCUCUGAGAGCUGCAGAUGUCGGGGUGUCGCUGUCUGAGGCCGAGGCCUCCGUCGCUUCACCGUUCACCUCCAAGACUGAGAACAUCAGCUGCGUCCCACUGCUCAUCAGGGAGGGCCGCUGCUCCCUGGUGACGUCCUUCAGUCUGUUUCGGUACAUGGCGCUGUACAGCCUGAUCCAGUUCUGCUCCGUCCUCCUCCUGAACACGGUGAAGACCAACGUGGGGGAUCUGCAGUUCCUCUUCUGUGACCUGUUCCUGGUGACCCUGCUGGCCAUUGUGAUGGGCAGGGGCGGCCCGAGCGAGGAGCUGCACCCCUGCCGGCCUCCCGCCAGCCUGCUGGCCCUGCCCGUCUUUGGAAGCCUCUUCAUCCACGUCUGCAUGGUUACGCUGGGGCAGCUGGCGGCAUUCUUCAUCACCACCUCCCAGGACUGGUACGUUCCUCUGAACUCUACCGUGUUUGGGACGGCCAACCUGCCCAACAUGGAGAACACCUGCGUGUUUACCCUGUCAGGGUUCCAGUACAUCAUCAUGGCUGCGGUGGUCACCAAAGCUUACCCCCAUAAGAAACCGCUCUACCAUAACAAGAUCUUCCUCCUUGUGCUGCUGCUCCACUUCGCCGUGAUGCUGUGGCUGGCGCUGGAGCCCGGACCCGUGUUUGCCCGACUGCUCCAGCUGUACGACUUCACUGACUUGAACUUCAAGAUGCUGCUGGUGGCGGUGGCUGCGCUCAACUUCCUGGUGUGCUUCGUUGCAGAGAUGCUGGUGGACCUGGGGAUCUUGAACUGCCUCCGUUGUCUUCGUGGGACUCGUCAAUCCAAGAAACGGUACAAACGCCUGAAGGUCCUUCUGUCCGACUCCUCGUCGUGGCCCCCCCUCAAUCAGACCCUGUCCCCCACGGACCACACAGCCAUCUCCUGCAGCUAGCGUUUGCCUUACCCCUCAUAGGACGGUCAAUCGCCUUUUAGGGGUUCCUGGAACCCCCCUCUGAAAAUGAAGUUCUUUAUUUGCAAUAAUAAAAUAUUUAUACAGAAA
Oryzias melastigma (Indian medaka) is the source of this 4447-nucleotide messenger RNA. RefSeq names its product ATPase cation transporting 13A2 (gene atp13a2). The record is from RefSeq and is a predicted model, not a curated record. Gene Ontology annotation, molecular function: ATP binding; ATPase-coupled monoatomic cation transmembrane transporter activity; ATP hydrolysis activity. Lineage: Eukaryota; Metazoa; Chordata; Actinopteri; Beloniformes; Adrianichthyidae. The transcript has 29 exons. The coding region runs from base 857 to 4339 and encodes 1160 amino acids. Gene Ontology annotation, biological process: regulation of mitochondrion organization; intracellular calcium ion homeostasis; autophagosome-lysosome fusion. Gene Ontology annotation, cellular component: membrane.